GCUAUCGUGACUUUCAAUAAUCCCAAAGAUGUGGAGCGGUUCCUCACUGAGAGCAAGAGCAACAAGAGUUUCCAGAAGCAGGGUUUGAUUGGCUGGUUGCUAGAGAGGGGCCAGAGUGUGAGAGUGGAGAACCUGACCUCCAACAUACCUCAAGAUAUGCUGGAGCUCUACUUUGAGAAAUGGGCUGGCCCAGCAAAGGACAUCACUAUGUUUCCUGAGGAGCAGGCAGCCAUUGUCACCUUCCACACACCAGAAGUUGUGGAAACCACUCUAAAUAAACAUCAUGUAAUUGGCAAAGUCCCAGUCAACGUGUAUCCAUACUACGAGUCCUUGGGCACUGCCUUGUAUGGCAAGAAGAGGCCAAUGUGGAAGAUGCCUGACCCCUUCAUAGAGAGUGUGCAUUCUGCCGUAUGGAAAUUCCUCUCCAUGAAGAGACAGUUGUCCCCCAUCACUGACCAAAUGAAGGCCCACUUCUGUAAUGUAGACAUGGAUAGUCCUCAGGUAAAACUCAGUCCUCUGCCAACCCUGCUAAGGCAGAAAGGACUAACAAGCAAACAUGUAGACGGAUGGAAGAAGAAUGCCUCGAUUGUCUUCCGUGACAUCAUGGCCCAAUAUGCAGUGUUUGAGUGUUUUGCAAGUGCCCCAGCGUGGAAGGCAGUGGAGAACGAAGUCCGCUCGGUGGUGAAAGAGGAUGCUGUGCUGGCUAUGGAUGCCUCCAAAGGGUCUCUGACAGUUGCAGGUCUGGCCGAAGACACAAAGCGACUCAGGGGGCCGGUGGAAGACCUCAUGCAGAGGGCCAUGAGUCAGAUAGAGAGGCAGAGGGACGGCGUCUCGGAGGAGAUGGACGUGUCCCCUACCAUGUUCUACAUCCUGCAGCAGGACGGACUGCGGAAGCGUGUAGCAGACGAAGCCCCAGAGAUGGGUUUUUCCUACAGAGACGACACCAAGAAGCUGACUCUCUCAGGUCUUGUCGCAGAGGUGUACAAGGUGCAGAACUGGAUCCUGGAGAGGAAGCUCAAUAUGAAUAAGAAGCAGCUGAAGCUGGACCCCCACCUCCUGGACUUCCUGCGGUCAGUGGACAGUAUGGAGAUGUCCAAGGACCUGUUCACGUCCCGGGCAUCAGUGCUGUGUACAGCAUGGAGGGUGGAGAGGUGCUUCUGA
Molecule: messenger RNA, 1161 nt
Organism: Coregonus clupeaformis (lake whitefish)
Lineage: Eukaryota; Metazoa; Chordata; Actinopteri; Salmoniformes; Salmonidae
Product: protein mono-ADP-ribosyltransferase PARP14-like
Exons: 3
Coding region: 157-1161 (334 amino acids)
Biological process (GO): negative regulation of gene expression
Cellular component (GO): nucleus; cytoplasm
Molecular function (GO): transcription corepressor activity
Source: RefSeq, a predicted model, not a curated record